UGCGGGUGACGAUGAUGAUGAUGAUGAUGAUAAUAAUAAUAAUGAAAAUAAUAAUUAUCGUUUACCAAAAUUUGAGCUAAUGAAAUUUAAAAAUAAAAAUCCUUCCAUCGAUCAUCCAAGCCAUAAACAACAAACAACAUUAUUUAAUGAUAAUAAUCCGAUGAACAUUGAUAAUAAUCAUGGCCAUCAUCAUCCAAAACAUUCAAAACAAAAAAACAAAUCAAUGAAUAUUAUUAAGGAUAAUGAUGGCCAUAAUGUAAUUACUAAAUGUGAUCCAUCUUCAUUAUCAUCCAAAUCAUCAUCCAAAACAACAAAAAAAGAUUCGAAUAGAUGUCAUUCAAAUAUAAUACUAAAACAACGUUAUCAAAUCAGGAAUCAGGAGGAAACACGAAUGGAACAACAACAAGAAGAAAAAAAUCAAAAAUUUUCCAUUUGCAAUAAUAUUCAUGGUGAUGAUGAUAAAGCUCAAAAUAACAAAGGAAAAACAGUGCCCAAAACAUCAUCCGAUUCUUCCAAAAUUGAUGAUACAGGUACCGAAAAAAUAAAAAGUCCAAGAUCACGAUCCAGGCAACGAACAAACGUUCCACAUCAUGAUAAACAAUAUUUGAAUCAAAAACAAAUAUCACCAUCAUCAUCAUCGAACAAAACAAAUCGUCAUUCAUUGAAUAAUAAUUCAAGGAAAAUUGAUGAUUUUUGCCAUGAUAAUCAUUGUCAACAAAAUAAUGAUGAUCAUCAAAAACAACAAUCAACCGAUAUCGAUCAUAAACAAUCGAUUUCUUCAACAACAACAAAAUGCUUAACGAAGAAAAAAUCCAAAAAUAAAAUGAUUGAUAAUGAAAUAAAUCCAGCAGAAGCAGAUUUUGAUUGCAAUAAUCAAUAUGUUGAUCAACCACAGCAACAUGAACCAUUAUCACAAGUGCUUGUUACAUUAAAAUCACAGAAUCAAAAUCUAAUCAAAGAAGUUGAAGAUUUACGUAUAAAAUUGGAAGAUGCUGAAGGCGAUCUAAAAUUAGUACAAUGUCAAAUGAGACAGAUAUCCAAACAACAGUUGGAUAAAUCAAAUCAUCAAAAAAUUCAAUUGGAUUUAAAUCAACAGAUAAAUUGUAAACUACAAGAACAACAACAACAACAA
Molecule: messenger RNA, 1132 nt
Organism: Dermatophagoides pteronyssinus (European house dust mite)
Lineage: Eukaryota; Metazoa; Arthropoda; Arachnida; Sarcoptiformes; Pyroglyphidae
Source: RefSeq, a predicted model, not a curated record